Messenger RNA from Durio zibethinus, 2631 nucleotides. Its product is annotated as senescence-associated carboxylesterase 101. The record is from RefSeq and is a predicted model, not a curated record. NCBI's taxonomy places the organism in Eukaryota, Viridiplantae, Streptophyta, Magnoliopsida, Malvales, Malvaceae. Gene Ontology annotation, molecular function: carboxylic ester hydrolase activity. Gene Ontology annotation, biological process: defense response; lipid metabolic process.
UUUACGUUCAAAUUAACUUUUUCAAUACUCCAUGGUUGAUUGAUUGAACUAAAUAUUUAUUCAAAAACAUCUACUACAUCCAUCGAUUCAUGAUAAGAAGCAAGGUUUUUUUAAGUUGAAUAUCAGACAAUACCAAGUGUCAUCAUCAUAGACCUGAAGACCAGAUUAAACAGAACAGAAAUUUCUGCAUCUGAAUCUGACCCUGGAAGAAAAUCAAACAAAACAAUGUUCAAUUUCCUGGCAUCUGCAUUGAUGGGGACAGUGUAUUUUCCUCUCUUUUGAGUCUAGCAUCCAGGAAACUGCUCAACUUCAUUCAGGAAGUUGGUAAAGAAAAAGGCUAAGGAAAAGGGACGUCGGUUCAUAGAAUAAUAGUAUUGACUUGGUGGACUGAUUCCUCCCCCUAUAAUAAAAAGUCUCCUGCUUUGCUCAUGGCUAAGACUGUUAUUUUUGUUAUUCCCAGUCUUCCUAUUUUCUAACCAAAGAUCAAAUCAUAGCGGCCAAGAUGAACCAAUUAUUCAGCAGUGGCUCAGAGGUUGCAAAUUUCAUGGUCAGCUCUGGGUUGCUCAAACUUUCAUGGGCGAAAAUCUUGGAUUGUUAUAGAGGAGUCAACCUAAAUGAGCCGCAAAGGGGUUUCUCAUGGAAGGCUUAUCAAGAAGCUAACAUUAACAUCAUUGUUUUUAUCAAAUCUCCUAUUUGUACCGAAUCCCACCUUCAAGAACCAGAAUUGGUUUCAUCCACAGAUCUGAAGAACAGUUUUCCUUUCUUUGAAUUCUUGUGCAGCAAUGGCCACUCCUUCUCUAUUCAUAAAGCAGCGAUUACCCUUUUUGCUGCACAGAUGACUGAGCUCUUGCAACUUAAAGCUCAGUGUGACGGGAGUUCCAAUCCCUUAAUUGUAACUGGACACGGUUUAGGAGGAUCUGUUGCCUCUCUCUUCACCUUAUGGCUGCUAGAAAGCCUGGACGUUUCAACUGCUAAACGCCAACGCCCCCUCUGUGUCACUUUUGGUUCACCACUAGUCGGCGACAAAGGCUUUCAACAAGCCAUAUCCGAACAUCUGGCACGGCAUUCUUGUUUCCUUCAUGUUGCUGCAAGCAAAGACAUCGUUCCAAGACUCUUCAUUACUCCCCAUCCUCUUUACACCACGGGCUUGACUUCACAACCUGAUUAUUAUACGCCUUUUGGUACAUUUCUUUUGUGUUGUGAAAUGGGAUGUACUUGUUCUGAAAACCCUGAAGCGAUUUCAAAACUACUGGUAGCAAUGGGAUUGGCACGUGCUGGGAAUGAGGAACAGUUGAUUGUUGAUUAUGGGAGGGUUGUUGAACAACUGGAGUCUUUGAUAAUCUGCAAAGGAAUCUCACAGCUUAGUGACUUGAUGCCAAAUUCACUUAGGGCAGGGACAAUCUUACAGUUAGAAGCAAUUGGACUCCAAAAAGGACAGAAUCAACAGCUACAAAACAAUGACUUCGACAACUUAAUCAAGAACUUGGAAAAGCUGGAAGAGAGUUGUAUGUUAAGCAAGAGGAAGGCUUUUGACCCUGCCAAGAAAUUAAAUGUUAUAAAAAUAUCAAUGGCCUCACUAGAAUGGUAUAAGAAGGUUUCCAAGGCUAAAGAAAUAGGUUACUAUGAUUGUUAUAAGAACCGAUUCUCUCGACCGGACAAGGACAUUGACAGGCACAAGAAACUUCUCACUAACUACUGGAAAGAUAUUGUUGCACAAACAGAGAAAAACCCUCAGAAAGAACCGGUGUGCUUGCGUAAACGGUGGCUGCUUGCUGGGGCAACCUACAGAAGAAUGAUUGAGCCACUUGAUAUAGCUGAUUACUACAAGACUGGCCAAAAGAACUAUACAACUGUUGGCAGAUCACAUCAUUACAUCAAGUUGGAGAAGUGGCUGGAAGAAGCCGAAAAACAAAAUGGCUUUUCUAUUAGCAAGAAAAAAAAUGUGGAUGUUAUUCUAACAGAUGAUUCUUGCUUUUGGGCACAUGUGGAAGAGGCUCGGAUAUGGUGCAAAUCACUGGAUAAUAAUGCAGAUGCUAGUAUCAGAGAAAGAGAGUUACCAAGACAGAAACUAAUGGAGUUUGAGCAGUAUGCUAUGGAACAAAUCAAGAAGUCUGCAGUAUCUUCAGAAAUUUUCUUGAAAGGCAGCAGCUUUAUGCAAUGGUGGAAAGAGUAUGAGAAGAUUAUCGAACCUGAUCGCAAUUCACCAUUGAUUGACUUCAUGAAAACUUGUAAAUAUCACCAAUAUGCUAGCAGUGGGUGCUUGGUACUCAAUUAAAAUAUAGAUAUAAGGUCUAGUCCGUGCUUAAACCUUAAAGAUCAGGCUAUACAAUUUGUGUAGUCAAAGGUCUAGUGAACCUCUAUAUGAAACCAAAGUGAAAGCACCUUGUAUUUUGCCAAUAGUUGCGUGACCUGUUAGUAUAAUACUAGACUCUUAGUUAUCAUUAUUAAGGUUUGAAUCCUAACAGUCUCAAGUAAAAAAAAAAUACAACACAGAACCUAAAUGUAUUGAUUUUUCAUCAAUUAUUAUGCAAAUGCCAAAAUGCAUUGCCAUGAAUAAUAUGCAAUGAGAUUGAUCCUACUUCUUUGAAGCCAGUUCAGUGUAAUGUUCUAUGAAACACAUCUUCUGGAAUG